AGUUCUUCUGAAUUAAUCUGGAGCUGAGUAUCACUAUCGCAAUCACCCAUUUACCCUCUCGGAUACAGAGCAUGAAGUUAAACGCAAAUGUUCAUUGCAGCAAUCAGUUUUCAUUCAAACUACAGACUGACAACGUAACUCCCAAUUACCUGCUUCAAUAUAUAUUCCAAAUUUGUACAAACAAUGUUAGGAGAGAUAAACAUGUGAACUCAGCCUUUUAAGUCUGUAGAAACUUCUAACAUAAAGGAAGCAGUAUUCUUAUUUCUUCUUCUUCUUUGGCUAUCCUUUGGGAUUGAGGAUCACUUACUUCCACUCCAGUUCUAUUGGUUCUGAGAUGACUGAUGAGGCCAAUGUGGAACUUGCAGAUUCUAUCACAGAUGAGGCAGGGAUGGGCUUACAGUAUGGAUGGGUGGGUAGUUUGUGAGGUGGUGUGCUCCUGGUCGUUUUAUUUAAGAUAACUUGUUAUUAUGUUAGAAGCAGUUCAGAGAAGUUUUAGUGGACUAAUACUUGGAGUGAUUGGAUUAUGUUAUUAAGAAAGAUUGGACAAGUUAGGCUUGUAGCUGCUCGAAUUUAUUAAAGAGACACAAAAGAUCCUGAAAGAUUUUGACAAGAUGGAUGUGGAGAGGGUAUUUCCAAGUAUCAGGAAUCUAGAACUGAGGACCAGGAUUUUUUCUUGGUUCUGAAGUGGAGUCAACAUAGGUUAGACAUUUUCCCACAGUUCUAUCGAGUAGUUCCACUUCAGCAGGAAGUUGUUAGGGAUGGGGCGCAGCAAGAAGAGAGACUGUAAAGAGCAUCAGGGCAAUGAUGCAGCUUUGUUUGAUAAUAGUCUACCCGAAAUUGGCUCUGUCGUGGACCUGUUGUUGGUAUCACACCCUGCAAGCAUUGUGAGGCAGCUGCCUGCAGUUUUCGUUAAGAAUCAUCGAGAUACACAACACCCGACCCUUUAUUUAUUACCAUCCAGCCACCUCGACGUCAAUUCCACUUCAAGGUUAACUGAAUCACUCAGUACACGUUGAAUUACCGACUCCUACUAAAAGUUUAAUUCACAAUCACCAAAUUUGCAUUGGUGCCCAGGCGCACAUGCGCACAACUCUCCCCCGACCAUCAGCUUGCACGCAUGCGCCACCUGGCCACCCGGUCCGUCCUGUUUCACCAUCCCCCGCCGCGCUGUGUCGCCGCCAUCUUCCUCCGGGUUGAGUGUUGGAGAAGGUUUCGGGUGAAGGGUUUUGAAACCGAAGCGCUCUUCGUGCUGUUCCAGUCUCCGUCCUACCUGCAGCAGUCCUGAGCGCACACCCUGAGGCGUUUAUAAUUUGAUGAAGCGCGCUUUCCUCGACGCGUUCAACCCUUUCCGUUGCCCCAACGACUGGCGGAGAUGCGCCAGUCAAAAUGUGAUUUCAUUUGGGAUGAAAAUGAGGAAUUAACUGUCUGCUCGCAGCUCUAUUUCGCCGUCUGUCGGCAUUGAUGCCGCAGGACUGACGGCGGCCGGUAGCAGUGCCUGGCUUUUGGCUGACUGCGGCUCUGCAUUUAUUUAUCCGCAGCUGCCGGGGCAGCGAGCGGGGCCGGUGUCCAUUGCUGCAAGCUGAAGCCCACCGCCCGCCGUUAUGGGGAACCAGCUGGCGGGCAUCGCGCCCUCCCAGAUCCUGUCCGUCGACAGUUACUUCUCCGACAUCCACGAGUUCGAGUACGACAAGAGCCUGGGCAGCACCCGCUUCUUCAAGGUGGCCCGGGCCAAGCACCGCGAGGGGCUGGUGGUGGUCAAAGUGUUCGCCGUGCAGGACCCGUCGUUGCCGCUCACCGCCUACAAGCAGGAGCUGGAUGAGCUGCGCCACAAGCUGCUCGGGGCCCCCAACUGCGUGCCCUUCCAGAGGGCCAGUUUCACCGAGAAAGCCGCCAUGCUCUUCCGGCAGUACGUCCGGGACAACCUGUACGACCGCAUCAGCACCCGUCCCUUUCUCAACAACAUCGAGAAGAAGUGGAUUGCCUUCCAGCUCCUCAAUGCGGUGGAGCAGGCUCACCGGGCCGGCGUUCGCCACGGGGACAUCAAGACGGAAAACGUUAUGGUCACCAGCUGGAACUGGGUGCUGCUCACCGACUUUGCCAGCUUCAAGCCCACCUACCUGCCCGAGGACAACCCGGCAGACUUCAAUUAUUUCUUCGACACCUCCCGGAGGAGGACUUGCUAUAUUGCCCCAGAGCGCUUUGUGGACGGGACGAUGUUCAGCACGGAGCUGGAAGCUGCGAGGGAUUCAACUACCCCACUAGUGGAUCUGACUCCCAACAGUCAGAGGAUGAGGGGAGAACUCAAACCGGCCAUGGAUGUAUUCUCUGCAGGGUGUGUUAUUGCAGAGCUCUUCACAGAAGGAGUGCCAAUGUUUGAUCUAUCCCAAUUGCUGGCUUACAGAAAUGGCCAUUUUUCCCAUGAACAGGUGUUGAAUAAGAUUGAGGAUAUUAGCAUAAGAGGUCUGGUCAGUCAGAUGAUUCAGCGUGACCCUGAGAAACGUCUAACUGCGGAAGAACAUCUUAAACAACAGAGGGGAAGAGCUUUCCCAGAGCUGUUUUACACUUUUCUGCAACCUUAUAUGGCACAAUUUGCAAAAGAGACUUUCCAAUCUGCUGAUGAACGUAUCUUGGUAAUAAGGAAAGAUUUGGAAAAUAUUCUACAAAAUGUUUGUGGAGAAGACCAGACAGAGAAAAGUGAUGGAGAAACAAAAGAGUAUGGUUUGGUUAUUUUGGUGUCUGUUAUCACUUCUUGCUUGCAGACACUCCAGUUCUGUGAUUCUAAAUUAGCUGCUUUGGAACUAAUUCUCCAUUUGGCAACGAGACUAAGUGGAGAGAUCUUGCUUGAUCGUAUAACACCUUAUCUCUUGCAUUUUGCCAAUGAUUCUGUACCAAGAGUGCGAGCUGAAGCAGUCAGAACACUGACAAAAGUACUAGCCCUUGUCAAAGAGGUGCCACGUAAUGAUGUCAAUAUUUACCCUGAGUACAUUUUACCAGGUAUUGCACACUUGGCUCAGGAUGAAGCAACUCUUGUCAGAUUAGCAUAUGCAGAAAACAUAGCACUUUUGGCAGAGACAGCUCUCCGUUUUUUAGAAAUAGUCCAAUUAAAUAAUUUAAAUGUGGAAGGUGAGCUAAAUGGUGAGGAAACAGAAGAAAUACUACAUCCCAAUGAAAACUAUGACUCUGAAUUACAAGCUCUUCAUGAGAUGGUUCAGCAAAAAGUAGUGACGCUGCUUAGUGACCCAGAAAAUAUUGUGAAGCAGACCUUAAUGGAGAAUGGUAUUACUCGACUUUGUGUGUUCUUUGGCCGGCAAAAGGCUAAUGAUGUCCUCUUGUCACACAUGAUUACCUUUUUGAACGAUAAAAAUGAUUGGCAUCUUCGAGGUGCCUUCUUUGAUAGUAUUGUUGGUGUAGCAGCUUAUGUUGGAUGGCAGAGCUCAUCAAUUCUCAAACCUCUUCUACAACAAGGACUCAGUGAUGCUGAGGAGUUUGUGAUCUAUAAAGCCCUCAAUGCAAUGACUUGCAUGUGUCAGCUGGGACUUCUGCAAAAACCUCAUAUCUAUGAGUUUGCUAACGAUAUUGCACCUUUUUUGUGUCACCCAAAUCUCUGGAUCCGUUAUGGAGCUGUGGGAUUCAUAACAGUGGUAGCACAGCAUCUGAAUAUUGCUGAUGUCUAUUGCAAACUGAUGCCAUUUCUCAAUCCAUUCAUCUCCCAACCAAUAAUACAGAUAGACAAGGAAAUUGUGUUGCUGAGUGUGCUCAAGGAGCCUGUCAACCGUUCCAUAUUUGAUUAUGUAUUGCGAUCAAAGGACAUAAUAAAUCUCUACAAGCAUUUGCACUUGCGCCAGAAAAUACGAAACGGACAUCUGCUGGAAUGCCCAAUCCCUGAGGACCCAAUCAUUGCCCAGUUGUUAAAGAAAUUGCUUUCUCAGGGCAUGAGUGAAGCAGAUGAAGACAAACUACUAGCUCUGAAGGAUUUCAUGCUGAAGUCAAACAAGGCCAAAGCCAAUGUGGUGGAUCAAAGCCACAUGAGUGAUAGUGGUCAGAGUGGCGUGAUUGAUCUGGCUGCAUUAGGAAUUCCUAGAAGGCACAUUGAUCUUGUGAAGACAAAACAAGAAAGUGAUGAUAAACGAGCAAGAAGACAUGUUAAACAAGACUCAAGUUUAAAUGAAGAAUGGAAGAGCAUGUUUGGCUCUCUUGAACCUCCAAAUGUUGUGCAGCCUAAAGUUAUUGCAGCCCCUGGAGAGCAGGAAAAUACUACUGGGAAAAAUCUCAGAUCGGAAUCUUCACCAGGAAUGGUGAUCACUACCAACUCCACUUUGCAACAGGUGUCUGAAGGAACUAUGGUCCCAACGAGGAAAUCAGCUGCUUCUUUACCAGUUCCACUAAGUGGAAAUGUUCCAUUGUUGCCCUCUACAUACCAGAGACGUAUUACCACAUGUGUCACUGAGCUUCAACACCUGAUUCAGCAGAAGCGAGAGCAAUGCAAUGCUGAACGAAUGGCAAAACAGCUAAUGGAAAGUGCUGAAUGGGAGAGCAAAUCUCCACCACCAGGCUGGCAUCCCAAAGGGCUUCUGGUUGCACAUCUCCAUGAACAUAAAUCAGCAGUGAACAGGAUCCGGGUGUCUGAUGAACAUUCAAUUUUUGCUACCUGCUCAAAUGAUGGGACUGUGAAGAUUUGGGACAGUCAGAAGAUGGAGGGAAAGACCACAACCACAAGAUCAAUUUUGACAUACUCUCGAAUAGGAGGAAAAAUCAAAACUUUAGCAUUCUGCCAGGGCUCCCAUUAUCUGGCAGUUGCUUCUGACAAUGGUACUGUCCAGCUCCUAGGAAUUGAGGCUAGUAAACCUCCAAAAUCUCCAAAAAUACAUCCCCUCCAGAGCAGAAUUUUGGACCAGAAGGAAGAUGGCUGCGUGGUAGAUAUUCAUCAUUUUAAUGCAGGUGCUCAAUCCAUUUUAGCAUAUGCAACUGUAAAUGGUUCUUUAGUUGGCUGGGACUUGAGGUCGUCAACAAAUGCCUGGACAUUAAAGCAUGAUUUGAGACUUGGGCUCAUAACUUCAUUUGCUGUAGAUAUACAUCAAUGCUGGCUGUGUAUAGGGACAAGUAAUGGAACCAUGGCUUGUUGGGACAUGAGAUUUCAGCUUCCCAUUUCAAGUCAUUGUCAUCCAGCAAGAGCUCGCAUUCGGCAGCUACUAAUGCACCCCCUCUGCCAGUCCUGGGUCAUUGCAGCUGUGCAAGGAAAUAAUGAAGUUUCAAUGUGGGACAUGGAAACUGGAGACCGGCGAUUCACCCUAUGGGCCAGCAGUGCUCCACCUCUCUCUGAAAUGCAGCCUUCAGCACAUAGUGUUCAUGGAAUCUACUGCAGUCCAGCAGAUGGAAAUCCUCUGUUGCUCACAGCUGGGUCAGACAUGAGAAUAAGGUUCUGGGAUCUGGCAUAUCCUGAGAGAUCGUAUAUUGUAGCAGGAGGUGCAAAUGAUGCUCUGCAUUGUCCAUCUGUCUCGUACUACAGAAAGAUAAUUGAAGGAACUGAGGUUGUGCAGGAAAUUCACAGCAAGCAGAAGGUUGGGUCAUCAGAAGAUGUGCCUCGCAGAGGUCCUGAAUCUCUCCCAGUUGGGCACCACGAUAUUAUCACCGAUCUUGCUGCUUUCCAAACCACUCAGGGUUUUAUUGUAACUGCUUCACGAGAUGGGAUUGUCAAAGUAUGGAAGUAGAAGUGGCAGAUGUACUUAAGAGGAUCAACUAAAAUACAAUUUUAAAGAAACUGUUGCAUUAAUACAUUUGUUUACAGUAUCAUGGUUAAAAAAUGAUACAGAAAUGAUUGGUUCAUGAAAAUAAAAGCCUAAUAUGUUUAAUGUUCUUAGGUUUAUGAUAAAGAGCAUGUUCACAUUUUCAAAUAAUUCAGCUUUGACUUCCUAAUGACAAUGGAACUCCAGGAAAUGAGUUUGCAUAUAUCACUUCACUAUCCAGAGUACAUGACUAAUAGCUGUUUAUAAGCUUGGGAUAUAUUCUCUCCCUUCUGCCUGUGUGUAAAGAAUUCCUACUCGGUGUUUGAACUUUGUUAAUACAAAAAUGUGUAUAAUGCUUUUAAAGUCAUAAUUGUGACAAUUCCAGAUAAUUUCAUUGUGAAUUAUUCAGGAGCACUUUGGAAUUUAAAAGAGAAUAUAACUUUAAAUUAAUAUUUUUUUGGGCACCUUCAGAUGGAUGAUAUGUCUGUUGUGAAUUUCUUCAUUUGGCAGUAUGGUUUUGUGUGGGAGGCCUUUUGGCAACAGGUAUGCUCAGAAUAAUUAAAAGUAAACUCUUCAAUGGAUGCAGUAUUUUGCUUUCCAGUUGUUUUUCAAGAUUGUUGACCACAGUGAAAUCCAAGUUUGAUAAUGCUGAGACCCCACCAUAUGGACAUCAAACGGGAACAUGCAGGGCUUUUCUACAGAGAUUUUCAUUAGUUUUCAAAUGAGUGGAUGCAAGUAGUCAACAGAUAACUAAAAUUGAUUGUUUACAGUUUACUAGAAUGUUUUCCAAGGAGGUGACCUGUUUUAGAAAUUCCUCCAGUUUGUCUGAAGGUAAUUGACAUCAGUUCAAAAAACCACAGCAAGGACAAAAAUCACCUUUACCAAAAUGUGCAUUUUUUUUCUUUUUGUUUUGAGACUUUUUGGUAGUUUUGGCAGAAAUGUAAAAAUACAGGCCUCGAGUGCAAAAAGUACGAAAGCAUAUAGUGAUCAGUGAACUAAAUUCCUUUAAUAUUUAAACUGCUCUUCUAAAACCUUUUAAGGAUGUAAGAGCUGUAUUUGGAGUACAAUAUCAAGAUUUGUUAGGGUCAGUUGGUUUGUUCGUCUAUCUCCUUAUUUGGUAAAGAUAUAAAAAUGUUGCAAACACUGAAAAUAUUUCCUUUUGAUUAGAAUUAUUUAGCCUUUCAGCUUCUAGAAUUCUGAUUAUAUUCAAAGUAAAACAACUUUGUCAGCCUGCUGGCAUGAAUUAUGCUUCUUUUGUCAAGCAAGCAAAAUACACAAAGAAUAAUUUAAGUUGCUGUCUGUUGUUUUCCUAUUGCUCAACUGGUUACAGCAUGAAAGUAUGUGCUGCAUAGAAGACUGCAUUUGGGUUGCAAAUGUUAUGAUGGAACUGUACGGUACACUGGUACCCCACUUGGCACCACCCUGUAGAAUGCUGAUCCAUUAUUGCACUCUUGGCCUGGAGAAAGAAAGUAUUUUUACUAAGCAAAAAUUUAAAUAAAAUGUUUUAAAACUUACAAGCUUGCUGAAUGCACAUUGUGUCAAUGGCAUUUUGACUGCAGCUUUUAGGUCUGACUUAAUUAGCAGUCUUAUUCCCAUGAUUGUAUCCUGAGUGCCAUUUGAGGUACUAAUGCAAUCUCAAAUUAGAAAAUGGUAGCGGUAGCCAGGACAGAGUAGAAGUAAUGGCAGAAGAAUGAGUUGUCGAGAGCCUCUGAGUCUCAGCCAGCUAUGAGGAUUGGCACAUGUUAAACAAAUGGAGGCUAGUACGUUGCUCCAGAGAUUGCAAUGAAUAAAAGUGUGAAUAGCGUUGAAAGAAAAAUAACAUUUUUAGACAAUUGUCUCAAUUUAAUUUGUUGUACUAAUUAUACAUUAAUGUGUGCACUAAUACAGCUAUUAAUUGGAAA
Molecule: messenger RNA, 7624 nt
Organism: Pristis pectinata (smalltooth sawfish)
Lineage: Eukaryota; Metazoa; Chordata; Chondrichthyes; Rhinopristiformes; Pristidae
Gene: pik3r4
Product: phosphoinositide-3-kinase, regulatory subunit 4
Exons: 19
Coding region: 1602-5708 (1368 amino acids)
Biological process (GO): protein phosphorylation; macroautophagy; protein targeting to vacuole
Cellular component (GO): phosphatidylinositol 3-kinase complex, class III, type I; nucleus-vacuole junction; late endosome
Molecular function (GO): ATP binding; protein serine/threonine kinase activity; protein binding
Source: RefSeq, a predicted model, not a curated record